Molecule: messenger RNA, 3384 nt
Organism: Pristis pectinata (smalltooth sawfish)
Lineage: Eukaryota; Metazoa; Chordata; Chondrichthyes; Rhinopristiformes; Pristidae
Exons: 10
Coding region: 161-1135 (324 amino acids)
Cellular component (GO): precatalytic spliceosome
Molecular function (GO): single-stranded RNA binding; zinc ion binding; double-stranded RNA binding
Source: RefSeq, a predicted model, not a curated record
AUGAUCAAUCAGAUUCCAGAUUUUCACACCGUGAGGACUUCAGAAAUAACUUUGCACAGAACAUGAAUCCUGCAGGUUCAAAUUUCUAUGAGUCAAGAAUGGCACGAUCACAAGAUGGUCAGUUUGAUGCAAAUUUUCACCACGAGGAAACUAUGGGGAUAUGGAAAGUUCUUAUGACACAAGAAUGCUAUGCUCACAAGAUGGGCCAUUGGAAAACAGAUUUUCAAGGUCUGAGAACUUUGGAAGUAAUUUCAGUCUGCAUCUUAACAGGGGAAGUUCCAGUUCCUAUGAAUCAAGAAUACCAUAUUCUCAAGACUACAGACCAUCUGGAGACACUUUGCAAGAUGGUUGGAGAAAAAAUGUACAAUCUGAAAUGCGAGACACGGAUUGGAGCUCCGAGAAUAUACGAGACUCUGGAGAUGAGUACAGAAGAAGAGAGCUGAUGAGGGGCUAUCAGAAUGAUUACACUAAAGGAUUUGAUGCUGAUGAUCGUUGGAUGCAGAGAGAGUCUGAAUCAUAUAGGCUGGAUACUUCCAAAAAUGCCUUUACAAAUGAGGAGCUCCUUGAGUGUUUGCAAAAUUUUCAGAUUUUCAGUGAUAGUGAAGCAGAGUUUGCCUUGAAAGUUACACAGAGUCUCACAGAUGGAUUAAUGGAAUAUCGCCUAAAGACAAUGAAUGCAUUUGAGCAAGAGAGAAGGCCUCCAUUGGAUGAAGAAAUAAGACAACCUUCUGGUAUACCAGAUCAAUGUUCUGGAUAUGAAUCACACGCACCAGCACAUGAUUCAUGUCAGAGGUAUACUGGUAAUCCUACAAACUUCAGACCUAAAUAUAAAGAUGGUGGUACCUGGAAGAAAACAGUUGCAUUGCAUUCUAAAUCAAGUAACAGAAAAAUAGGUUUUCAAUCAAAUCGUAAACAGUUUAAAUCCACAACAUCUAAUACAGGACCAACAAAGUCAAAAAGCAAUGUUAUUCUGACCCCACAUCUGCUUAAGACUAUUGAAGGAAUGGAUAUUAAAAGGGCCACCAAAACACUGGCUAAACUAUCAAAAACCAACCCAGCAUUAAAAGGUAUAAAGGUCUCCUUCUUGGUUGAUGUGCUGGUGGACGCGGGUGUGCUGACACGUGAACAGACUUAAAACCUAAAGUUGGUGUGUACUCGAGAAUAUUAACAAGGCUAUACUAAAGGUCGAGUUCUGCUAAUUGCAAGCUGUUAAGCUUUCUUCAGGCUGCACUGCUACAGAAGUUAACCACUGAAAUUCUCAUCAAAUUCAGUUUUUGAAAAUUGCUAAAACUAAACAAGCUUGAUUUUUAAAAAAAAGCUUUCAGAUUUAUUGGGUGGAGAUGAAGGAUUAUUGAAUAUCAGAAGUUUUGUUGCAAAUCUGUCAAUGGUUUUUAGGUAAUAACUGUGUUCAAAGACUGCAAAACAAAGGCUAUGAGUGAGUAUAUUUGUAUCUUAGUACUAUUGUUCAUUUAGUAAAACAAAGUAACAUCUAUUUGAUUAGCAGUGGUUAAUGGUCUGAAAUGUAAUUUUGAGUAUAUAAAUUCUGUGUUUUGAAAGUAUUCACUGUGUUCCUGUAAACUAAAAAAACCUCAAGGUCAGAACUGAAUUACCAAGGCAUUGUCACUGUUCUAGACCUUGCAUUAAUGAAAUUUAGUGCAUUCUUGAGAGGGGUUAUCUAAAUACAUGUUGAUGUUUGUUACAGUAAAAUAUGUUUUAAAUCCACAGUAAUUAUGACCAGUUGAUGUAAAUUUAUUCUAAAUUCACAAGAUUAUAAAUUAGAUAAAAGCUUAUCAGAAUGAGGAUUUACUACAUUGUUUCAGUAUGUUUUAAAAAAUACAAUUUUAAAGAAAAUCUUGUUUUCAGGUACUGACAUUAUGCCUGAUCGUUACAGUUGAGAUUAAAUGACUGAAUAAAACUAUUUAUGUGUUACUUAAGUUGCUUUUGAAUAGGUAACCCACUGCCUAUUUUGUGCAAUGACUUUUAAAAUUGUUUUGCUUAUUACAUGAUCAGUUUGUUAAUGUAUUUGUUUACCAAACUCUGGUUAGAAUUUACUUGAUAAUGGAACUUAGGAUCUAGCAAAAGCUACUGUUUUACUUGCAUCUACCAAAAGUCAAUAUUUUCUCCACCCCCAACCCAUGAAAAAUAACAUGCACAUUUUGUCCAAGCAAUGUCAGGAUCUGGAUUCUGUGAAAUAAACUCCAAAGAACAUGUAUUUGCACAAAAGAAUACUAAUGAUGAAAACAUUAUUGGCCUAUCCCAAUAACGAUGAGCUGGAGCUGAACCAUUCUUCACCCUCUGAUAACUCUUCACAGCUUUUCAGAUUUGUUCAUAAAUUUCUACUCCUUUGAUCCUUUUGACCUAAUAUCUCUUUGCAGUGAGCCUGUUUCACCACUUCUUACUCUGUUAUUCCUGAACAACUCUCAAAUCUGUCUCUCAGCUUAUUUCCAUUUACCAGAUCUAACUUCAUCAUGCUACAUCUUCUGCUUUGACGUUGCAUUCCAGCAUGAUCGAGGAGUAAAAGCAACUCUUUCCAUGAUGAACUUUUUCCUUAAACUACUCUUACCUUUUCUCCCUUUAUUCAUCUCAGACACUGAAUAUAAGAAACUUUUUACCAAAAUUGAGAUCCUGUACCAUUGUAUUUUCUUCCUUGGAUUGCUUUGCUAACUUGGACUCCUGCAACCAGGUAUUUUGUACAACUCAUUUGUCCACAUUUUCCUGUAUUCCAUUUUUCAUUCCUUACUUUUCUCGCCCUCAACCCAACAGGAAAACAGACUUUGUAGGACAGUCAUACAAUAUUUAUUUUACUCAAAAACAAAAAUACACCUCAUCAGAACAAGUAAAAUAUAUUUGUAUUGAAAGUCUCAAUUUUUCUGUGGCAAAUGCCAUUUGAAUAAAGGGUAUAAUAUAUAUUUACGGUAGACGCUGUCAAAAAUUAAACUGAGCUUUUAAAAAGAUUUUCAGACAUAAAAAUGCAAUUUUGCAUUCAGAAUGGUGACAAGUGACUGGCUAUACUUGUCACUGGCUCAGUAAAACCUUAAUAACAGGUAAUGGAAGGGAAAAACUCAUGAGAAAAUGGUAACCCUUUAGUACAAACAACACUGGCAUAGUCUGCUCCAAUUCCUUGAGGAAGUCCUCUGAACACUGCCUAUACCAUUUCCAGCCACUUUUCCUCAUUUUACAUAAAACUGGAGAUACAAAGAUCUUAGUCAAUAAAUGAAUUGUUAUUUUGUAUCUGUGCCACAUUUUGCUGCAUUGAAAUCAAGCAAACAGAUUUCAAAAAUACAACAAUAUUGUUCAUAGUUUGCUUUCUAACCUAAAAUCCUCCAAUUGAUCGAUUAAAACAUCCAGUAGCAAAGUCAGCUCACUACAGAUGGUGUGGACCAU